AUGUCCCUCGUCAAGAUACCACUUCUGCUGUCCUCAGCUGUCGGUGUGCACGUCGCAUUUACCCCACCAAAUGACCCUACUCCCAAUGAAAAAAUUAAGGCCAACUCGCGUGAGAUAUUCCUCAACACCGUUAUUGCACUUUGCGGAACAGUGAAAGUAGCCUUCUGGCUAGGUGUGCUAGGGCAGAGCGCCGCGACACUCAUACCCCUUAUUCCUCCCUCGAAGCUACCAACAGCCGCUCUCGCACUUUUGAAAGCGUUGGGUGGCCCCGAAAGUCGACCAAUCACUCCUGCAUUUCUUGCAGGGACUACGCUUUCUUCAGCCGCUGGUCUCCUCCGAUGGGCGUGUUACCGUGCCUUGGGUCGACUCUUCACUUUUCACCUCAGCGUACGCAAAGACCACCGGCUCGUCACCGAUGGGCCUUAUUCUAUUGUACGCCACCCGAGCUAUACGGCCACCGCACUGUGUGUACUUGGCGCUUUUACGAUGCACGGUGCUCCGGGAUCAUGGCUGAGAAGCUCAGGCGUUGCUGAUAACAUGUUUGUGAGAGGUGCGGCACUGUCUUGGACAGCUGUGACGGGCAUGUGUGCCAUUAUGCUGUUUAUGAGAUGUCCGAAGGAAGACGAGAUGAUGAAGAGGGAGUUUGGGAAGGAGUGGGAGGAGUGGGCAGGGAGACAAUUCAAUAACGCUGAUAGCUCAUGGGCCGCCAAGUAG
This is a messenger RNA of Serpula lacrymans var. lacrymans S7.9, 714 nucleotides long. RefSeq lists its product as uncharacterized. Gene Ontology annotation, molecular function: protein C-terminal S-isoprenylcysteine carboxyl O-methyltransferase activity. Gene Ontology annotation, biological process: C-terminal protein methylation. The record is from RefSeq and is a predicted model, not a curated record. Gene Ontology annotation, cellular component: endoplasmic reticulum; membrane. The transcript has 3 exons. The coding region runs from base 1 to 714 and encodes 237 amino acids. Lineage: Eukaryota; Fungi; Basidiomycota; Agaricomycetes; Boletales; Serpulaceae.